AUGGGGGUGUGUGUGUGUGACUUUGAACCUAUAGUUACAAUCCAGAGAAUUGGCCGUGACUUCAUCUGUGACAAGAAAAAAAGCUGUUUAGUGAAGAUGAUGUCUACAAAAGACAUGGUUAAAGUAAUGAUUGUCAUGUUUGCCAUUUGUUUUCUUGCAAAAUCGGAUGGGAAACCUGUUAAGAAGAGAUCUGUGAGUGAGAUACAGUUCAUGCAUAAUCUGGGCAAACACCUGAGCUCCAUGGAGAGGGUGGAAUGGCUGCGGAAGAAGCUGCAGGAUGUGCACAACUUUGUUGCCCUUGGAGCUCCAAUAGUGCACAGAGAUGCUGGGUCCCAGAGACCCCGGAAAAAGGAAGACAACGUCCUGGUUGAGAACCAUCAAAAAAGUCUUGGAGAAGCAGACAAAGCUGAUGUGGAUGUAUUAACUAAAGCUAAAUCCCAGUGA
Molecule: messenger RNA, 444 nt
Organism: Mustela lutreola (European mink)
Lineage: Eukaryota; Metazoa; Chordata; Mammalia; Carnivora; Mustelidae
Gene: PTH
Product: parathyroid hormone
Exons: 3
Coding region: 1-444 (147 amino acids)
Biological process (GO): cell-cell signaling; intracellular calcium ion homeostasis
Cellular component (GO): extracellular region
Molecular function (GO): hormone activity; parathyroid hormone receptor binding
Source: RefSeq, a predicted model, not a curated record